AUGAAAUUCCCUAUUGCGGAUAGUGAAGUAAACCGAUCACUGCAUUCAGGCGAGUAUGUUCUGGUGACCUUCAGUUUUUCCAUACCGGCUAAAUCGAUCAGUGAUUACAAAGCGGACCUUUUCCUCAAUUCUAAUCAAUACGUCACUUUGUGCUCUCCACACAUAGUGAGUGUCGGAUCCGAUCUCAUUUGGAGACCACCUGCCUGCUUUUAUAAAAAUUCGAGUGACCAUCCAGUUCACCAAAUCACCUACGAUCUGGGAAAUAUAAUUUCUAUUGCGGACAAUAACAAUGAGAUUGUUUUGGGUUCCUAUUUACAAGUGAAAAAUGAGAAGAUUCCCGGGGUUCAAAGUUUUUCAGUUACUGGAAGAAUCAAAGGUUUUGAACAAAGCCAAGCGUUCACCAUAUCACCACAGUCAGCAUUAACCCUAGGGGCAUCUCCUCAAAAAACGGUGUCAAACGCUAUCAAGGGGGAAUAUCGAUUCGAAUUCGAGACGCCAUCACUACUCGUAGUCCGCAAUGUAGAUGAAGCUUAUUUCCGCAUCAAAGCGCACUUUAAGCCAAAUGUCCAUCUGAACGAUUUGAUUUUUGAGAUUACAUUUCCAGGAAAUACCUCUGAGCCGAGUCAUCUGGUGGCAAAGCAGAUUCAAUACCAGGGAGGAGGACACUUCCAAGGGGUUACAUUUUCCAAUUCUCCGUCGCUAAUUAAAAAUGGCACUGCCAACAACUCCUUAGUUACUGCUUCAUUAUCACUCGGUCCGGUCCUUAACACUGGUAAAAAAAUUUAUGAUAAAAAUAUUGUAAUUUAUCCUGAUUUCCCAUCUGAACACAUGUUUUUUUACGUGGAGCUGAAUUAA
This is a messenger RNA of Rodentolepis nana, 855 nucleotides long. The record is from the annotation of a GenBank genome assembly. Lineage: Eukaryota; Metazoa; Platyhelminthes; Cestoda; Cyclophyllidea; Hymenolepididae.